Molecule: messenger RNA, 798 nt
Organism: Gavia stellata (red-throated loon)
Lineage: Eukaryota; Metazoa; Chordata; Aves; Gaviiformes; Gaviidae
Product: killer cell lectin-like receptor subfamily F member 1
Exons: 7
Coding region: 1-798 (265 amino acids)
Source: RefSeq, a predicted model, not a curated record
AUGGCAGGUGAUAUCACAUAUGCGGACGUGGCAAUGCUACCCAGGGAAAGACCACGCGUUCCUUCUCGGACAUCAGUUCCAGGAAACACGAUCACAUACGCUGAGCUGCAUGUGAAGCCGAAACCCAAAGAGAGCAGCAGAUCACAGACUUCCGCUUCUGGCUGCCGACGUGGGCGCUCAGCCUGGUUCUACGUGGCGCUGGUCCUGGGAGUCCUUGUCCUCAUCCUGCUGGGCGUCAUAGCCGUGCUAGCCAAGCAAUUUUUGAAGGGCAGAGCAGGAAAACCGGAAAGUUUGUCCCAGUAUGGUCUAAAUAGCACUGAUGAUCACAUCUCUUCAGAGAAAGCUCUCUCGGCGAUGCUCCUGAAAUGGCUGAUGGAGGAACUGUGUGAAGAUGGACAAGGAACAACAUGCGAGCUGUGUCCUCCAGGGUGGCAACUGCACAGGGGCAGAUGUUACUACUUCUCCGAGGAGGCUGUAAGCUGGGAUGACAGCCAGAGAAACUGUCUGGCCAAGAAAUCCCAGCUUCUUGUCAUUGAAGAUGAAAUUGAGAUGGAAUUCAUAGACAAUAAAGAGAAAGAUACCAAAUAUAUCUGGAUUGGGUUGAAGAUUCAAGACAUAAAGAAACAACGGAGUUCAGCUGAAGAUCCUGGAGAAAAAGAAAACAGGAUAGCUAUAAAAAGAAGAGAGACUGACAAGAACUGUGCUGUUUACAGAAGAAAAAACAUGAUCCAAGCAGAUAACUGCCAGACUUUAAAGAAGUGGAUCUGUAAGAAGAAUGCAACUUCGUUGGUGCUCUGA